Molecule: messenger RNA, 3473 nt
Organism: Physcomitrium patens
Lineage: Eukaryota; Viridiplantae; Streptophyta; Bryopsida; Funariales; Funariaceae
Biological process (GO): DNA-templated transcription
Molecular function (GO): transcription corepressor activity
Source: RefSeq, a predicted model, not a curated record
AACAUUCGCUCUGCUGUGCAAAUUCUGUCCCAUAAGGGUCCGAACAAUCAGAUCAUCGACAGGAAUGUUUUGGGAGCCAAGCAUGGUUCUGUUUUUGCAAUCGUGACACUCUUCCCUUGCUGCCUCUCAAGCAUGUUCAACAAGCAACCGUAAAUGGUUCUUGUUCUCCUUGGAAAUAUCAUUCCAUCGAACCCCAACGGGUAUCAAGAACCAUAUUUUAUCACGAUUCUCGGAAUCCCAGCUGGAAUCAGAGGAAUUUCGAUUUCGACCCACUUCGAAGAAUCGAAGCAAUUUCUCGAGGGAUCUCUCAAGGCACCAUCGAUCCUCAGGUGUAUGCGGUGUGGUGAGAUGCUCUUCAAACAACGAUGAGAUUAUCCAAACGGGAAAACUGCCAGCUAUUUCGUCUUGUAGUGCUGAUAGAAAUCCAUCCAGCCGAUUGUCGGAGGAAAUUAGCACAAAUCGAAACCGGACAUAGUAGGAAAAUCCUGUAACGCUGCAAAAUUCCUCUUCACGUGGGAUCGGCUCCAUGUUUCUGCCCAGACUUUAGGGCCCUGCCGAGCCCGGUGCUCUCGGUCGGAUCCUACAUAUCUCCCACAACCCGGCCCGCAAAGAUUCCUCUCCUGCCUCCAACUCACUUCCCUUCAAGCCAGCAGCAGUCCAUGUAAAUCCUCUGAUCGAGCGAUCGCCGUGGCGCACAUGGUCCCAUCGCUGCGCUGCCGCGUCGAACGCAUGUCUGCGCUGCCAUUAAUGGAUUCAGCGAGCGCGCGUUGUCCAUGAUGUUUGAAACUCGAAGCGGCGCAGGCUUGGAGGUAGAUUGGUCAUGAGGCUUUGCCCUCGAGCGCCAUGGCACCUCGCGUGCAUUCAACAAGUGAAGAAUAUCGAGCUUUAGUGGAUAAAGCUUAUAACAAGUUCGCGAGACUUCGAGAAUUUCCUGCAUACGGGCGCAACAAAUGGGACUUCUACUUCCACAAAGCUUUCCAGGUGUACUCUAAGCUAUGGAAGUUUCAGCAAGACAAUCGGGUAAAAUUGUUGGAGAUGGGGUUGAAACGUUGGGAAAUUGGAGAAAUUGCAUCCCGCAUAGGGCAGUUGUACUACAAUUACUAUCUUCGCACUAGUGACUCCAAAUUCCUUAUCGAAUCGUAUAUAUUUUACCAAGCCAUUCAGAGCCGAGAAUAUUUUAAGGAACUUGACAAAGAUGCGGCGCUUGCAAACAAACAACUUAGAUAUACUGCUCGCUUCAUCGUCAUUUGUCUUCUUCUCAAUCGCAGGGAGACUGUCCAACUUCUUGUGCGCCAACUUCGGUCCCUUGUAGACGAAUAUGCUCGAACUUUUAGUGAGGGUACAGAUGCUAAGGAUUGGAAGAUAGUGGUUCAGGAAAUUGGGCGUUUUAUGAAAGCCGAUGGUGCUUGUGAAACGAGCAGAUCUUUACGAUACUGUCUUCUUUACGAUCCUCAUCCGUCUAUAAUUUCGUCGGUCCACAAAGUUGAGGGAAAGAAGCCUUUGCACCUGAAGGAUUCAAUACUUGCAAGCUAUUAUCACCACGAGGUGAAAUUCAGUGAGCUGACACUGGAUACAUUCAGAAUGCUACAAGCUCUUGAAUGGGAGCCAAGUGGAUCACUAUUUAAGGCGCGUACUGAUUCAUCCAUGGGAAUUGGAGCCUCUGGCGGAAUUGGAGUGUCGGAGGACAUUUCCGAUCCGAGUUUGCCGCCGAAUCCUCACAAAUAUAUUCUUUACCGACCUACAGUACAAGAAUUGCUUCUGGUUUUGGCUACUGCUUGUGAUGAGCUUCCUUGUGAUGGAAUCGCUCUUCUUUACAUUUCGGCCUCUGGAAGGUCAGGUCGUAGUCUUUCGAUGAGCAUGUCAACUCAGGAUUUGGGAGAAGCUCCUCAACCAUCAAAGAAAGGAGUCGUUUCUCUCACGCCUACUUUGAGCUUGAAGAAUGCAAAUUCUUAUGUUCCACACACCGAAGUAAUCCCUGAUGCUGAGAUAGCAGUAGUGGAUGAAUUUGAGAAAACACCCAGUACAGCCACCAACACGAAAGAAAUACGAGCGAAAUAUUCACCAUCAGAACCUCGGGGAGUCGGAUCUCCUGGUUUAUGGCUUGGAUCCAAGAGGAGUCCAGGUUUCAACUUUCUUUAUCCAAUUGACAUCCUCCCAUUCACACGGCGGCCUUUGUUCAUCAUAAUUGAUAGCGCCAAUAGCUUUGUAUUUGAGUCCAUUAUAGGAGAAGAAAGAGGAGAACAAGCAAUACUGCUGCUAUCUCCUAGCCUGGUGGGUUUGGAAGAUGAAGGCGCAACUUCGACAUAUUCUUCAUCUAAGAGCAGCGGCAACAUGUUUACAUUCUUUCUUACUGCCCCACUGCUUGCAUUCUGCCGAGUAAUCCAGUCUUCCAGCAAGAACAUGUCAAAGGGAAAUUUUGAGCAGACCGAGAGACUGUUUGCCACACUUAUUGCUGAAUGGGGUAACGUCUUAGACUCGGCGAUGAUUGACCCUGCUUGGGCAAGGAUACUCGGAGAUCCGUUUUUGCGUCAAUUAACUUGCAGGUUCAUAUUUUGUCGCGCAGUGUUUGGUCUCCAUUCAAAAUAUCGAGACAAACCUGAACACAUGCCUCGAUGCUAUCCGCCUCUACCAGAUGAGCUCCUCCCUACGUCGAAAGUAGUGGAAAUGGUAAUCUAUCUGAUGGCAACCAAGUUCGGAGCUUUGGAUCAAUUCGAUGGCAAACUAAGCAACACUAAGAACGCUGACUGCUUGAGUGGAUUGUUUAAGGAUGAGGCAACUACAACUGGUGAAGACUUUUCAACAGGAGAAGCGAGUGAGGAAGAACAUUCUGAUGACAGAUACCCUAAUGAUCUUUCCUGAAGCCAUUUUCCUCAUCUUCCUGGAUUUUACGCUCUCACGCCGUCAACAUUCUCUGGCUCGUAAGGUCUUCCUGUUACAUAAGCACAUGUCUGAUUUAGUCCUUUGUAGCGUUUGUGCUUCCAUUUCAGGCUGAGCACAAUAUGCAGCUCAGGUUGCAUGGCUCAUAUACAAAAUAGUUGAUAUCCAUUUUUAUCAGGACCAAAGUUACAAUGUUCCUUGCAGUAACUGGGUUGUACUGGAAUAUGGCACAGUCUGCGCAUUCAUGAUGUGAGAUGAGUGUUUGAAUGCACUUCAGUGCGCAAUUAAACGUAAUCCAUUCGCAUUUCAAAUUCUUCUGAAUAGAAAUGGUGGAUUCCAUCGUUGUUUAGAAUGCUUCCUUCUGUUUUGAGAAACCAAGGUCGAGUAUCGUAAUGUCUUCGUUAAGGAGAAGUCUUCACUGAGGCUGGAAUGGGAGUGGCACUUAGUGUUUCAUGCGAUCCCCAUGAAGGCCUAGAUCAUGGCCUAACCGAGAUUACAAUUGGAACCUAACUGGCAGGUCUUUAUGCAACAAGCUGUCAAUGAUGCUUGUUUCAAUUUCUGUUAUGUAAACUUUUACAAGUAUCACCGUUCAAGCA